AUGCAAGAAACAAGGAGUCAAAUAGAUACUGUAAGACGUAUAGCAAACAAUGCACGUACGGGAUUGGAUACUUUACGAGAAGCACAAAAUACACUAAAGGAAGCAAAUGAUAUUCUUGGCUCAGUAUCAGACAUGCAUGAAGAUUGGCUUAAAGGUAUUGACAAAUCUUUAAAAAAUCACAGUCAGUCUAUUGCUGACUACAAGAAAAGUAUAUAUUUUUUACAUAGUGCUAUGGACGUACAUGAUGGAAGCAUAAGGAACUUACUUAAUGCUAACAAUAACUUACCAGGAACUAUUAAAGCAUUUAUAAAGUCCUUUGUAAAACCUGGUGCUCUAACAUUUAGGUCUUUGAGAGCAAGAGCAUUGAAGUCAAGAGAUGCAGAAACUCCAACAGAACCUACAGAAGGAACUGAAACAACAGAAACUCCAGAAGAACCACCAAAACCAACAGCUAAUGAAAUAUUGUUCUAA
This is a messenger RNA of Trichomonas vaginalis G3, 471 nucleotides long. RefSeq names its product organellar and viral DNA polymerase type B. The coding region runs from base 1 to 471 and encodes 156 amino acids. NCBI's taxonomy places the organism in Eukaryota, Parabasalia, Trichomonadida, Trichomonadidae. The transcript has a single exon. The record is from RefSeq and is a predicted model, not a curated record.